This is a messenger RNA of Synchytrium microbalum, 3720 nucleotides long. RefSeq lists its product as uncharacterized. Gene Ontology annotation, biological process: rescue of stalled cytosolic ribosome; ribosome-associated ubiquitin-dependent protein catabolic process. Gene Ontology annotation, molecular function: ribosomal large subunit binding; tRNA binding. Lineage: Eukaryota; Fungi; Chytridiomycota; Chytridiomycetes; Synchytriales; Synchytriaceae. The coding region runs from base 1 to 3720 and encodes 1239 amino acids. Gene Ontology annotation, cellular component: RQC complex. The record is from RefSeq and is a predicted model, not a curated record. The transcript is spliced from 7 exons.
AUGAAGCAAAGGUUCUCGGCGCUAGACGUGUCUGCAGCUGUUGCGGAUUUGGCCCCCCUUCUGGGCUCAAGGCUGCAGAAUGUUUACGAUAUCAAUUCCAGGACGUAUCUCUUCAAGUUCUCUGUCAAAGCUACAGAUUCCAAGGAGCUUUUGCUCAUAGAGAGUGGUAUACGAAUGCACACGACCGAGUUUAAACGGGAAAAGAACAUGUUCCCGUCCGCCUUUUGCAUGAAGCUUCGGAAGCACAUUCAAUCAAAACGAAUCAAGGACAUCAAGCAAACUCGUGCUGAUAGGAUCGUGGAUAUGACGUUUGGAGAAGGAGAGGCUGCUUAUCACGUCAUGCUAGAGUUUUAUUCAGGUGGAAACAUACUACUAUGUGACCACGAGUACAAAAUAUUAUCAUUAUUACGAUCAGUCGAAGUCGAUGCAACCACCGAAUUGAGUGAAAAGCCUGAUACGGCUCGAUUCGCAGUAGGAGCUACAUACCGUCUAGAUCUCGCAACGGACUUCCAUCCUGCUACUGAAACCCGUCUACGACAAGUAUUAGCUGGCCCUGCACCAGAACGAGACGAAACACAAUCAUCCACAUUACCUUCUGAACCUUUUAUGGAACCAGCAGUCACUACGACACGGAAUAAGAAAAUCGUGUCUGCUGCAUUAAAGCAGAAAAAGAAGAAAAAGGACACUACAUUGAAGAAGGUCAUUAGAGAUGGAUUUGGAAGUGAUUAUGGUUCUGCAGUCACAGACCAUAUCCUAUUCAAGUCAAGGUUAGAUGGAAGUUUAAAGGUGCCUGAGGACAUUGAUCAUUCAGAAGCAUCGCCCCAAAUUCAAGCUCUAAUGACAGCUUUUGGAGAUGCCGAUAAAAUCGUAAAGGCCUGCUUCGAUACACCUCAGAAAGGAUAUAUAAUAUUACAGCAACCAAAUUCUGACUCGCCUCAACAACAACAAACUAGUAGCGCCAUUUACGACGAAUUCCAUCCGUACCUCUUUGCCCAAUUCGAAAAUCGACAGUAUAUUGAAUUCCAGUCUUUUAAUCUCGCCCUCGAUACGUACUUCUCAAAGAUUGAGGCUCAAAAGCUUGAAGCAAAGACUCGUCAAGCCGAAAUUAAUGCCCAGAAGAGAAUUGAAAUAGUUAAAGCUGGCCAUGAGUCGCAGAUAAAAGGACUAGCUUCUCAGCAAGAAGAAAACCAAAAGAUUGCUCGGGCAAUUGAAAUCAAUAUGGUAGAUAUAGAUAGCUUGCUUCAAACUCUCAGGUCGUUGAUUGCUUCUGGCAUGGACUGGAAAGAUUUAGAUAAACUCGUCAAGGAUGAAAAGAAGAAGGGCAAUAAAAUAGCUGGUAUGAUUACAGGUCUCAAGAUGGAGGUUGGAAUGGUAUCUAUAUCUCUUCGAGAUCCUGACGAUGAAGAAGGAGAGGACGAAGAUCAGAGCGAUGAAGCUAGUGAUGAAGCGGGCUCUGCAGACUCUGAUGAAUCAGAUCUAGAGAGCACGUCACAAGCUACCCCUGUAAAGUCUAGUAGCAAACCGUCAACUUCUCGACCGCCGCUAGCCGCAGAUAUCUACAUUUACGCGUCAGCAUUUGCCAAUGCUAGACGGUACUAUGGUGCUAAAAAGAUUGCUGUUGUCAAGCAAGAAAAGACGCAGGAAGCAGCUGAAAAGGCCGUCAAGUCAGCUGAACGUAAAAUCCUUCAUGAGUUGAAGACAACUCAAAAGCAGGUGCCUACAAUCACAAAAGUUCGUAAACCAUUUUGGUUUGAAAAGUUUUUGUGGUUUAUAUCCUCUGAAAACUUUCUGGUUGUUGGUGGUCGUGACGCCCAACAAAAUGAGAUCCUUGUGAAGAAACAUCUGAGAAAAGGAGAUGUGUACAUUCACGCUGAUUUGAACGGUGCUUCUUCCGUCAUUGUGAAGAACUCUGAACCAAAUGCGUCUCCUCCAGCAGGAGUGUCGUUUGAAGAGUGGUCACCUAUUCCUCCGGAUACCCUACUUCAAGCUGCAACCAUGAGUGUUUGCCAGUCCAAUGCCUGGACUGCGAAAAUCAUCACUAGCGCAUAUUUUGUACAUCCUCAUCAGGUGUCAAAGUCAGCACCAACGGGAGAAUAUCUUAAUACCGGGUCUUUUAUGAUCAGAGGAAAGAAACAUUGGCUGCCACCUGUACAAUUAAUUUUUGGAUAUGGGCUGCUCUUUAGGGUAUCAGACGAAGAUAUAGGUCGACACUAUUUCGAACGCAGGCCAUGGGGUCGUAAUGGAGAACAACCACUUCCAGCAGGAGUAGCCGAAUCUUCCACGAUACCCUCUAGACUACAAAGCUCUGAGAGUCUCAUGUCUCCUCCUGGAUCUGUAGCCAACUUUGCUGAUGAUGAAGGUCAUCUUCCAGCAAUUGCGUCUUCGGAUGUAGAAUCAGGAGAUGAUGCUCCUGCCUCUAUGAUGGCUAGUAUCGAUGCAUCGGCUACGUCGCCUGAUAAAGGAAAUGCCGAAGGUGGUUUUGAUGCUUCUGAUGGUGAAAUGGGAGAUUCGGAAGAAGAUGAAGCAGGAGACGUUAGUCAAAUUCACAGAGACAAAAAACAAUCAGACAACGUCUCGAUUGCACCGUCCAAGUCUGGAUAUGAUAAGUAUAAUUUAGAUGAAUUAGAUGACGAAGCUGAUAAUGAACCAUCACCAGCUUUUGCAUCCAUUACAGCUUCUGUAUCGACAGAAGGUAAAUCAAGUCGACCAUCUAUGAGUGCCAAGCAACGCCGAGACUUGAAGAAGAAACGACAACAUCUUGGUGGUGAAAAUGUUGAGAGUAAAUCUAGUAUUAGUAGUACACCAGAACCAUCCACCAAACAACCAUCAACAUCGUCAGGAAAACCACCUCCUGCUCCUCCUCCAGUGCGUGGUAAAAAGGCAAAGCUAAAGAAACAAAAGGCUAAAUAUGGUGGUCAAGAUGAAGAAGAAAAGCAGUUGGCUCUAGAGAUUCUAGGAUCUGCUAAAGGACCACAACCAAAAGGCAAAAAGGAGAAGGAACUAGCAAAGCAGAAGGUGCCUCCAUCUAGUAGUAAUAAUGCUCUUGACCAAAAGGCUUUUGCGGGUAGUAGUGUUAGUAAAUCUUUGGAUCAAACGACUCCUGAUCCCGCCACCAAUUUGACAUCACCUCUUUCAGCCUCGGAAAGGAAGGAGAGUAUUAAACGACCACAACUGAUUGUAGCGGACAAUGAUUCCAUGCAAACGCCGAAGUCUAAGUCUGAAGUAGUCUUACCCAAGGAUGACGACAAUUCAGAUAGUGGAUCUAGCAAUUCUGAUAAUGAAGCUUCAGAAGCAAUAGAACCAGUAGAACAGCAAACCGAUACUCAAGUGCAUGCAGGUGGUGAUGGAGACUCAGUGAUAGCUGUACCUGAAGAAGACGAGCAGGGUGAAGAAGACCUCAGCAUGAACUUUUUAGAUUCUUUGACUGGACAGCCUCAUGAAGAAGAUACAUUACUAUUCGCUAUACCUGUAUGUGCACCAUUUAGUGCCUUAAAUCGAUACAAGUACAAAGUGAAACUUGUACCAGGGUCUCUAAAGAAGGGAAAAGCUGCCAAGCAGGCUCUUGAUGCUUUUAUCAAGGUGGCCACUGCUGUACCAGAGAGAGAUUUGAUGAAGCGUAUCCCUGGACCGGAAUCAAUACAAACGAUGAUGGGCAAAGUGAAACUGAUGGGAAUAGAUGAAGCGAAAUCAUCGGCGAAGAAAGGCAAAGGAAAGAGUUAA